Messenger RNA from Megalobrama amblycephala (Wuchang bream), 2909 nucleotides. It is a transcript of the gene kcnk13a, whose product is annotated as potassium channel, subfamily K, member 13a. Gene Ontology annotation, cellular component: membrane. NCBI's taxonomy places the organism in Eukaryota, Metazoa, Chordata, Actinopteri, Cypriniformes, Xenocyprididae. The record is from RefSeq and is a predicted model, not a curated record. Gene Ontology annotation, molecular function: potassium ion leak channel activity. Gene Ontology annotation, biological process: potassium ion transmembrane transport; stabilization of membrane potential.
CUAUUAUCUGCGUUUUUUUCCUUAAAUGUUUUAAAACUCAGUGUUGUUUUCCAUUUCCUUUGCCGUAACACACAAUUUAACAACAAAAGUGAUUAUAAGCAGUAUAAUCCUGUAAAAAUACAGUAAGUGGCUGGCAACCUAGCUGCGGUAUUGUACUUUAGUGUUCUUUAGUGUCCAUUUAGUGCUAUUUAAAACAAUAUUUUUUACUUUUUGAAAAAGUAUAAAUGUGAAUACUUAAGUAUUUGGUAGUACAACUGGAAUACACACUGAUGAUAUCUUAUUCAAUUUGUUACCAGUAACAGAAUUGUGACUAGUUGCAAUUAAUGUAUUAGAUUAAUUGAAGUAGUAGUUGCACAUUUGAAAACGACCAGGCCUACUAGUAACUAUUGGAGUUCUUAAUAGAAAUACUAGUAAAUUAAGGGGGGGAAAAAUUGUUUUAAAGUGUAAUUGUUUAAAUAGCUUGCCAUAUGCGUCGAGGCUCCGAGAGUUUCUGGCAAUCGAACGGAACGUGCACUUCUUGUGAGGUUUGUCUAUACUGAACUUGAGGCACAUCGUGAAUGUCUCCAUCCAGAGUUCUUCCGAGUUUAGCUUAUGUGUAAGCAGGUCUAGCUCAUGCAAAAACGCAUGUAUUUUAAUCCAGUAGCAUAUUAAGAUAUUCUCCAUAACUCACGCAAGCAGCCACCUGAUGGAGGUACCAGCGACUGAAGUGCAUUGAAACAAGGCAUACGAAACAUGCUUUGUGAUUAAACCCAGUGAGAUGCAUCACAUGAGAAGAGCUGAACUACCAGAUCCACCCACAAUCUCAUCUAUCAGGAUUUCAGCCGGCACUAAAUCCAUUCUCAGAGGAUGGUAUGAGCGCCUCUCAUCAUCAUCAUUGCUCUUAUGCAGUACAUUUGGUGUACAUGCAGCCCAAGAAUAAUGGAAGACGGAGAAGUUUCUUACAGUUGCAUGCCCACCACCGUUAACUGUAAAAUGUGGAGACUUUAUUACCAGUCCUGUCCAGCAGUAGUCACAUAAUGGCAUGUAGAGGCGCGUGCUGUUGUGGUCAUGUUAAUGAAGAUAAUGCCAGGUUCAUAAUGUUACUGCUCCUCAUCAUCCUCUAUCUCUUGUGCGGAGCCGCGGUGUUUUCAGCCCUGGAGCAUCCCAAGGAGAAACAGGCGAAGGAAAGGUGGGCACAGAGGUUUGAGCUUUUCAGCCAAAAGUACAAUCUCAACAAAAGUGAUCUGGAGAAGUUCUUGAGACAUUAUGAAGAGGCGAACAUGGCAGGAAUACGGGUGGACACGCUCAGACCACGCUGGGAUUUUACUGGAGCCUUUUAUUUUGUCGGUACUGUCGUUUCCACCAUCGGGUUUGGAAUGACCACACCUGCCACAGUUGGUGGCAAAAUCUUCCUGAUCUUUUAUGGCCUCAUUGGCUGUGCAGCCACCAUUUUAUUUUUCAAUCUGUUCUUGGAAAGAAUAAUAACCGUGUUGGCUUUUGUGCUCAAGUCCUGCCAUGAAGUCCAACGGCGACGCAAAGGAGUUUUACCUCACGACAGCAGACAAGACUCGAGCAAUGCGAGGAUAAAUCGCGAAGACAGUCUUUCAGGAUGGAAGCCCUCGGUGUAUUGUGUGAUGUUGAUUCUUUGCUUGGCAGCAAUAAUCAUUUCUUGUUGUGCUUCGGCCAUGUACUCCUCAAUCGAGGGAUGGGGAUACUUGGAUUCACUGUACUUCUGCUUUGUAGCAUUCAGCACUAUUGGUUUCGGGGAUAUGGUCAGCAGCCAGCGGGCCAAUUACGAGAACCAGACCAUCUACAGAAUCGUCAAUUUUUUCUUCAUUUUAAUGGGCGUUUGCUGCAUUUACUCGCUAUUCAAUGUCAUUUCCAUUGUUAUCAAACAGGUGCUCAACUGGCUCCUGAAAAAGCUUAAGUUACCAUGCCGUAACUGUCCCGGGAGGCCUCUCCGGCCCCGUAGGAAUGCAGUCAUGCCGGGCCAUCUCCGAACACGUGUUCGUAACAUAUCCAUAGACACGGAUGCAGUGAAUGAUAGCGAGACGGAUGGACGCAGGAUGUCUGGAGAGAUGAUCUCCAUGAGAGACUUCCUGGCUGCUAAUAAGGUCAACUUGGCGAUCAUGCAGAAACAAUUGUCUGAGACUGCCAACGGUCAUCCCCGGCCAGGCGGGUCAACAAACAGGCACAACGGAUUCUCUGGUGGCGUCGGAGCCUUGGGCAUAAUGAAUAAUAGGCUUGCAGAAACCAGUGCGGACAGAUAAAUAUUACCUUGACAAACAAACUAUCACAAUGACUUUAUGAAAAAGCCAGAUUGCACUGCCUAUAGUUUAGCUACUGUUACUUUUAUAAUACAGAUGUAGGCUUGUACAUAGUCUCUAAGGUGUUGAAUGCUAGUUGAAAUAUCCAUUGCUGCUCUAAAGGUAAUGAAAAUGGAGAACUGAAGCUCAGGUCUGUUUCUAAGAUUGAGGUGCCGAGAAAGGUUUUGCUGCACCAUCUUUUGAUUCAAACUUUUUUUUCUUUUUUUAUAUGAUUGGAGGAUGUUAUAAUCUGUUUUUUUUUCUGGCCAAACUAGCACUUUAUAUGCCAAAAUAAAAAUAAAACUGCACAGAUGCCAUAUUCGUAGAUCUACAGUUGGGUCUACAAAGUCUAAUCUACAAAGUCUGAGACCACUAGUGUGAAUAUAUAAUUAGCAUUCAUACAUAAAUAUGUUAAACUAUGAGUGUAAGAGCAUUUUGUUAACAUCUGUACUGUACAAAGAGUCACAUGAUCAGUCACACAUUUACUAAUUUGAUUAGUGACCUAGAAAUAGUCCUGAAUCUUAAAGGGUUAGUUCACCCAAAAAUGAAAAAAAUGUAAUUCACCCUCAUGUCAUUCCACAACCGUAAGACACCCGUUUUUCAUCUUCAGAACACAAAUUAAGA